AAAAUCCAAAGCCAAACGAACAAAUCACGUCUUUCAUGCCAAAGCAAAGGCAAGGGAAAGCUAGUUUGUCAUUUUGAUGUUGGUCGUUGAAGGUUCCCAGCGAUUCGUUGACUUGCUCCCGUUGUCCCCCUUUUUCAGCCUCUGCACUAGUCGUUGCGUCGGCUCCCAUCUCGAUUCAGGUGAGCCAACCCCACUUGAUAUAAUGCCAGAAUGGACGUGGACGGUAUAUUCCAAGAGACAUUUGGACCCGAAAAUGCGCUCGCCGACGUAGCUAGCCCGGGUAAUAGUGUUAGAAGCUCGAUUACUACUAGUAUGAGAUCGGAACUGCUCCCGGAUGGGCUGCAGGAUAGCUUCGCUGAGUAUGAGCGAUUUUCAGCAUUGUCCACCUCCUAUUUGUCGGAGAUCAGCGAAGUGCCUCUGACCGUGGAUUUGGGCGAUCCGUCUGCAACUGUGUUCAAUGUAUGUGUGGUGGACGCGGCAAAUGCCAGCAGCAUCACCAGUUCUCGCUUGUCCCGCUCUCCGCGGAAACCCUCAUCCUCCUACGCGGCAGCGCCGAAACAUGGCUUCAUGCUUGAGGACCUGGUGAGCGAGGCAUCUUUCGAGGUCGACCCGGAGAUCUACACCGACGGCGCCGACCUAUUGAAUGUUGAACUGUCGCCUAUGAGCGAGCAAAGCUCAGCCUCACUUAUCCCACUCUAUGCGGAUGAACUCCCGUCUCCCCUUGCGCUUGCAGCGUCGUCGAGUGCGGAGUCCUGUACGUAUAACAGCGCAGCCAGUGCAUUGCUGCAGAGCUUGCAUUUAGUGAACAGCAAACCCGUGACUAGUGUUAGUCUGACGGACUCAGUACAGUCAGCCAUACCAAGUCCAGACAGUACAGUUGGGUCUAGUGCAGCUGCUUCGGUCGCCACGAGCCGUUCAGGAACCUUUCAGCGCGGCAAAACACUGUCAGAUUUCAACAACACGGCAGAGUAUGUGGCGUACCAGGAUCGGCGACGCAAGAACAACACCGCAUCACGCCGCAGCCGCCACAAGAACAAGCAACGAGUCAAGGAGACCGAAGACGAGGUGCAAGAACUGCGGCAGGAGAAUGCAGACCUGCGCAAACAGCUGCGCAUCAUCACCGAGGCAUUUGAAAACCUCCGCGAGCGAUUCAAAGAGCAGCCACCGGUGAUGCAGGACGGAUCGUCGGACGUAUGACGCAGAGCGCUCGCUAGGAACGGCAAUUAUUUCCAACAUGUCAGCCCUUGUACAUGCACCUUUGUCUUUGAUGACAGUCACUGUUGCCAUUGAAUGGUGCACAUAGUCCUGGUCAUGCAUUAGUGUGCCCGUCUCUUUCUAGCACGGUUUUAGCAGUACGAGCCAACUAGUUCCCUGUUAAUUGUGACUGCAUACUGUAGCACGUUUUUAGAUCCGAAUUUCAUCUUUUCAUUUCCAAUUUUUUCUAGACUUUUUUCAUCCUAUCAAUAUCCUGUGUGGAUUAUGGUGUCCUACAUAUAGGUUUUAGUGGAGUUCCUUUUCUGGCAGUACCGUGAUGUAUGCUGCUGAUUGAAUAAUACCAGUGGCUCGUGUACAUCCUGUUGUGCUGGCUUUUGUUGACCGGCGUGACCGUAGCUUCUGGUGAUGUUGCUAUUCACGCACGUUUGUUCCGGUCUGCUACACAUGUACUCCUAGGACGGGUGUUUUUUUUUCUCCCCGAGAAAUUCUUUUCCUUUCUCAGUGUGUUGCCUUGAUUUCUACGUGCAGUGCGCUGUUGGGUCAAGCUUGUUCUUACUCAUUCUUGACGCCAUCCUUUGAUGUCUGCUCGGAGUUGCGUUUUUACCUCA
Messenger RNA from Sycon ciliatum, 1823 nucleotides. Its product is annotated as transcription factor atf-2-like. Gene Ontology annotation, biological process: DNA-templated transcription; regulation of transcription by RNA polymerase II. Gene Ontology annotation, molecular function: RNA polymerase II cis-regulatory region sequence-specific DNA binding; DNA-binding transcription factor activity, RNA polymerase II-specific. The record is from RefSeq and is a predicted model, not a curated record. Lineage: Eukaryota; Metazoa; Porifera; Calcarea; Leucosolenida; Sycettidae. Bases 211 to 1197 code for a protein of 328 amino acids. The transcript has a single exon.